GGAAAAGGUCAAGGAAGAAAGGAAGGAAGAAAAGCCAGAGAAACUAAUGGGAGACGCAAUGAAGUCUCUUAGAGUAGAGACUCAGAAACCGGAAGAAAAGAAAGGGGAGCCUUCGAGUCCGCCGAAGUCUCCCGGAGGAAGCAAAGUCACCACACCACAACCUGAGAAACCAAAAAAGAAAGACAAGGUCAAAAUGAAAUUGCCUUUCACAUUUUGUAAUAAGAAAGACGAAAAUCUGCUAUUGUGGAUCACAGAGAUUGAAACGUAUUGUAGCACGGCCCCUGUUGAACCCGAUUCCCAGGUUGCUUUCUCUACUUCUUGUAUUGGUGGGGAAGCUAAGGAGUGGGUUUUGGCCGAAGCCAAUGCCGCAGGGUUCGAUCACAUCGGGGAGUGGGCUGGAACAUUGAACCUCAAACAGUUCCUUGGGAAGAUCAAGGAACCGUUUUUGGACAAAACGACUGCCGACAAGGCCUCUGACCUACUCACCACGAUUGGUCAAAAGCAUUGGACCUCUGUGGAGUCGUUAUCCCGGGAAGUCGAUCGGUUGCUGCAGGUUCCGGGAUUGAACCUGCAAGACAACCAGGUCUUGAACAUCUAUUCCCGAGCUCUGCCCAAGCCCAUUCGUGGACAACUAAUGGCAGAGUCUAAGUCUGGUAAGUAUAACUAUAGGCCAUUCCGGGAUUUGGCUCUCCAACGAGAGCAAAUGACUUCUCAGGUGAAGAACUCUUAUGCAUCUGUUGUGAAGUAUGGUGGUGGUGCAGGAAGAGGAAACCGGGUACUUUGGCGCCAAAAGCGCCAGGACCACACGCUUGUCGUCUUCGAUGACGAAACUGUGGAAAGGUGGUCGUUAGAGGCCGAGGGUGUGGCGAGCAGCAGUGACUCCGGGAAGGGGGAAGUCACUUCUGCCGUGGUCAACAGGGGAGGACCACGACCGCCAGUCAAGAAGAAGAAACCACGCUCGUUCCCAGAGCACCCCGGGAUUGCAGUCGGGAAGCCAUGGGAAAAGAUGGGUCUGUCAAAUGAAACGUGGCAGAAACGAAUGGAUAACGCGCAUUGCCUGAAGUGUGGCAUUGUAGGGCAUGUGAUUGCACGGUGCCCGUUGAUCCUGAACCCAAAAGCGAGCCGCCAGUAGGAGUAGCAUCUGCUCCUACUGAGUCAGGGGGUUUGGACCACGAUGAAGGUAAAGCGCCUACUAACCCUUCCAACCCUUUGACUCGCAUGGCAGAGGAUGGUUCUUCUUCGGCCCAUCGUCCAGAACACCCUGAACCUGUCUUAUGUUCUAUCUCUCUGGACGACUUCCUUGACGAGCUUGGUAACGAGUUGCUGGCAUUACGAAGCUCGUGGGCUAAGAUAGCUAAGUCUACGGGUGACCUACUACUCGCGGAUGUAGAAAUCGCACGUACACACGUAGGUGCACUGUUGGAUUCAGGAUUCACUCGAUCCUACAUAUUCGAGAAAGCAAUUCGCAAGUUGCAUUUCGGAAUGAAGGUGAAGAACCUAU
This is a messenger RNA of Chara braunii, 1501 nucleotides long. NCBI's taxonomy places the organism in Eukaryota, Viridiplantae, Streptophyta, Charophyceae, Charales, Characeae. The record is from the annotation of a GenBank genome assembly.